AUUGUCACGUUGUCACUUCUUUAGUUCAGUUUGUCGAUUACAAAAUAAAAUGUCCAGCGAAUAUGAAAAGUUGCGUUUGCAAAACCUUGCUGACAAUCGUCGAAUUUUAGCAGAGAUAGGACUUAUUAACCCUUUCAAACCUCUUGGCCGUGUCAUUAAAAAGGGAAUCAAGCGCAAGUCUUGUUUUGACGUGUCAAAAAACUCGAGACCAAAGAAGAGACUUGCGGUGGAAGUAGAUCUUGAAAACUCUGGAUCAAUCCGAGGUUCCCGACGCCGCUCCGCUCGCAUCAGUGGAAAGCCAGUUGGUACAGCAGAGCUGCAGGAUGAUUCUGAUGACGACAACGACAAACCGAAGGUUGUCAAGGAAAAGAGACCUCACACAUACGGACCUAUUCCAGGUGUUGAGGUUGGAACCGUGUGGCAGAUGAGAGUAGAGUGCUCUAGUGCUGGCAUUCACAGACCAACUGUUGCUGGUAUUCACGGGGGACCUGAAGGUGCUUAUUCCAUUGCUUUGUCUGGUGGCUAUGCCGACAACAUUGACCUUGGAGAGUGUUUCACCUACACUGGAGAAGGUGGUAGAGAUUUGAAAGGAACACGACAGAACCCAAAGAAUCUAAGGACUGCUCCCCAGUCGAAGGAUCAAACCCUGUCGAGAGGUAAUUUGGCACUGAAGACGAGCGUUGAUACCGGUCGCCCUGUGCGCGUCAUUCGAGGUUACAAACUUGAUAGUCCAUUUGCACCUGAGGAAGGCUACAGAUAUGAUGGAAUUUACACGGUUGAGAAGGCGUGGUACACAACAGGUCUGUCAGGGUUUGGUGUGUGGAAGUUUGCCUUGCGACGAUGUAGUGACCAGCCCUCACCACCAUGGGAGUUGGUUCAGAGCAAUAAAACCGUGAAGGACGACCUGCCUGACUCCCAGGAUUCUGGAGUUGGUUCAGACACUGGGAAUUCUGAAAAACUGUCCGACCAAUCAGACAGCGAGCAGUCUGGAUCUCCCCGCCAAUCAGAUGAUGAGGAAUCAAAUGUGGGAUCUCAACCGACUGACCAAUCAGAGGACAGGUUACAUUCUGACAACCAGUUGGAUUUAAAGAACUCUAAUUGUGCUGAUCAAGAAUCAAGUUCUCAAGCUCAUUUGAAUGAUGCAAAGUCCGAUUCUGCUGAUCAGUCAGAUGAUCAAAAUAACUCUUCUGAGCUGAUAAAAUAGUGAUGUAUCAAAUUCUGCCAGUGGCUAAAUUGGAAGAAAAUUUGAAAAAGUUGAAAUGACUUAUAUCCCAUCCCAUUCUCCAACAAAAAUGUAGUUUUUUUGUAAAUAAUUUAAGUUUGGUUUAACAUAAGAAGAAAAUUAAAUGUGUUUUGGAAAUAACAAAAAAAUACUGUUUUUGUGUCCAAUUUAGAAAACAUUUGGGUCAAAAAUAAAUAACUUGUAGUAAAUUCCAUAGCAUGAAAAAAGGUGUUCCCUGUGGGAUGGACUAUGGUUUUAUUAGUACACUGGGUAAAAAUAACAACUAAACCUGAAAUACUAAAUCUGGGGUUUUUUAUGAAUAAAAGGUAAAAUGGAAAAAUUAAAUAAAUGACUUAAAUGUGUACUUUGGCAUAGAUUUUUUGUUUAUAGUAUAAACUGGGAGGUGGGGGAAUUCAAGAUAUAUAUAUAUUAUUGUAAUUAUCUGGCAUGAAAGAUAUGUUUGAAAAAAGCCAAACACAAAGUAAACAAGUUGAGUUUGAUGAAACUGUUUCCUAGUUGUGACUAAUGUUGUUUGAAGAAAAAAAAGUUGAAUUGAAUCAUGCAAGAAAGUUAAUUAAAAAUUGUUUUAUUACAGUGUAUGUUUGAAUGAACUGGAAAUCAUUGUCCAGGAAUUUAAAGAUUACACUUUUUUCAUGAAAUUGUUUUUUUUUUUAUAAAAUUAGUUAGUAUUUUACGAACACACUGCUUUAUUUUACAUGUACUCUUAACCACACAAUUAAAGCCAUGGAUUGUAGUUUUAGAGGAACAUGCUUUUCUAUUUCAUAUAAAAUUAAUUUUUAGCUUUUUUUUUUAACACAAAGACAACAAUUAAUACAUUAAAUUUGCCAAAAUUAAUAAUUUAAUUAAACUUGUAAGUAAUAUGUGUCAGUAAAUUAUAAAAAAAAAUAACAACAAAAAAGGCUGUACUAGUCAAAAUAAAAGUAGAGCACAUUGAUGUAUUAAUCAUCGGCUAUUGGAUGUCAGACAUGCUACAUUUUUCCAUUUGUAGCAAGUGAUCGUUUAUAUGCACCAUCUCAUAGACAGGAUAGCACAUACCACAGUCUUU
Messenger RNA from Gigantopelta aegis, 2288 nucleotides. Its product is annotated as E3 ubiquitin-protein ligase UHRF1-like. The record is from RefSeq and is a predicted model, not a curated record. Gene Ontology annotation, biological process: protein ubiquitination; negative regulation of gene expression via chromosomal CpG island methylation. NCBI's taxonomy places the organism in Eukaryota, Metazoa, Mollusca, Gastropoda, Neomphalida, Peltospiridae. Gene Ontology annotation, molecular function: ubiquitin protein ligase activity. Bases 50 to 1204 code for a protein of 384 amino acids. The transcript is spliced from 9 exons.